Centropristis striata (black sea bass) is the source of this 3960-nucleotide messenger RNA. It is a transcript of the gene zbtb11, whose product is annotated as zinc finger and BTB domain containing 11. The coding region runs from base 197 to 3724 and encodes 1175 amino acids. Gene Ontology annotation, molecular function: protein binding; DNA-binding transcription factor activity, RNA polymerase II-specific; RNA polymerase II cis-regulatory region sequence-specific DNA binding. The record is from RefSeq and is a predicted model, not a curated record. Gene Ontology annotation, cellular component: nucleus. Lineage: Eukaryota; Metazoa; Chordata; Actinopteri; Perciformes; Serranidae. Gene Ontology annotation, biological process: regulation of transcription by RNA polymerase II. The transcript has 10 exons.
CUGUUCGUCUACCCUGACGGUUGCAAACUGCAGUUCCACCUUUGGAAACAAUUUGAAAUGUUGUUGUGCCGUCUCUAUUUCACGGUAUCGACUAUCUUGACUGCGGCAUAAAAUUUAUAUCGUAAUUUUAGAAGCCGAAGAGGGCCCUUCCUCUUCCAGAGAAACCCAUAAUUGAGCGUGAAAAGUCGGCUGAGACAUGUCGAGUGAAGAAAGCUACUUGGCCAUCAUACGCUAUCUGACUGAUGAACGGGAGCCAUAUGCGCCGGGGACGCCCGGUAACACCAAGAGGAAGAUACGCAAAGCGGCCGCCUGCUAUGUGGUGAGAAACGGGACUUUGUUUUACCAGCGUCGACUGAAGGGAAUGGGGGACUUCACGGAGCUGGAGGUGGUGCUGCAGGACGGCCGGAGGAAGGAACUUAUCAACGACGCGCACAUUAUCACAGAAGGAGGGGAGCACCUGAACCAGCAGCUCACCUGGGAAACCAUCUCUCAGAAGUACUGGUGGAGAGGUAUCCUGAAACACGUCAAAGACCACAUCAGAGAGUGCGCUCACUGUCUGAGCAGGCGCAGCGCUGAUGACAGCUCAGGACCUCGACUGUUCACCCGCCCGGGGAGACGCAGAGCGGCGGCCAACAUGAAUGAUGAGGAGGAAGAAGAAGAGGAGGAAGAAGAGGGAGACGAUAGUUUAGUCUUCACCGACUCAUCUUCUCAUCUGAGAUCCAAGUUGGCCAAGACGGCAGCCAAGCACGAACUGGUCUUUGUGGACAGUAAGGGUGAGGUGAACCAGUUCCUGCCUAAACACAGCCAAACAAUGUUGGACAAACUCAACCUGCAGCGCCUCAGCAACCAGUUCUGUGACAUCACACUGCUGAUCGAAGGAGAGGAGUACCGCGCACACAAAUCUGUCCUGGCCGCCUGCAGCGAAUACUUCAACGAGCUCUUCUUCGAGAAGGGGGCUGCCUCCACUCACGAAGCUGUGGUUGACCUCUCUGGAUUCACCAAAGCAAGCUUCCUCCCGCUGUUGGAUUUUGCUUACACGUCCAUGCUUACGUUUAAUUUCUGCAUAAUGGCAGAUAUCGCCAACCUCGCCCGGCAUUUGCUCAUGACGGAGGUGCUGCAGAUUUGUGAGUCUGUGCACAAGCAGGUGGAGGAGCAGAAGCUGACGGUGUAUCAAAAAGGAGACGUGCACACUGUGGUGUCGAGUCAACCGGCCGCUCAGGACGACAUAAAGGACGAUUCUGGCACAUACAUGGUCACCAUAGAAAGCGACGGCGGGGCGGUGGUCACCCAGAGUGCUGUUGCUGUAGCAGGCGAGUCCUUAGCUUUUGUCACACCGUCUGAAGAGGCCUACAUCCAGGAGCCGAUGGCAGUUGAAGGCGUAGAGGGAGACAAAGCGCAUCAUGGGGAGGCUGGACAAACUGAAACCGUGACUCUGAUCGCUCACAGCGGGCAAGCUGAGCCAGGAGAGACCGUCACUCUCAUCUCACGCAGUGCAGAGGGAAUGGAGGAGGAGACGAUGACCGUGGUCACCCACAGCGGGCAGGCCGGAGCCAGCGAGUCGCUGGCCGUGGUGUCAGCCUGCCUGGCGAUGGAGCAGCCGCAGGGCGCAGAAGAGGGAGCUUUUGUUGUAAAUGUGGACCCAGACAAUGUGAGCCCUCCAGAAGUCGUCGAAUCUGCAGCCGCCUCUGAAGCAGUGACGGCGCCUCAGGAGAAGGUUGAAUCAGCACCUGCAACUCAGAAGCGUAAACGAGGACGUCCUGCCAAAGUGAAGAAGGACGUGGAGGUUGAGGAGUUCGUGCUGCUGGAGGAGGAGGAUCCCUCUGCUGACGAAAGCCACGGAGACAAGCAGGAGAUGUCAGACGACCCCAACAGACGACGGCUCCGGCAGCGCUCCAUCGCUGAGGGAGGUUACGCUCGUUUGCACAUGGGGCUGGAGGGGGAGGAGGAGGCGAAGAAAGGGUCAACCCCACCACGUGCCACACCCCCAAAGGUGGCUUUGAGGCCCGGGAAGAGGGGAAGACCGCCAAAGCAGCCAAUGGAGACUCAGGGUGAAGGACAUGCGGUGUCUGAGUCGGGGGCGGAUCCAGAGACCAGCACAGUGGAGAUCGUGACGACGACAGGAGAGCCCAGCACGGACGAGGCUGGGAUGAAGGCGGAGGAGCCAGAGAUCGGAGCCAAGCAGGAGCAACCGCCAGCAGAGAGCGCCGUCGACGGAGAGCACACAUGCUCAGAGUGCGGCCAGUCCUUCCAGAGACGCUACGCUCUAAUAAUGCACACACUAAAACACGAGAAGGCUCGGGGAUAUAAGUGCAGCCUGUGCAGUAAGGAGUUCCAGUACGCCGCCUCGCUCCGGGCCCACCUGGCCCGACACAAGCAGCAGAGCAGCCAGCGAGCACCCAUCCCCAAACCCUUGGUAGAGCUGAGCUCCGAGGGCAAAGCAGGCAGCGAUCUGGACGAGAAGACUUCAACGCCAAACACCAAAAGAGAAUUUGUGUGCGACAUCUGCGGGAAGACGCUGCCGAAGCUCUACUCCCUGCGGAUCCACAUGCUGAACCACACAGGCGUGCGGCCUCACUCCUGCAAGGUCUGCGGCAAGACGUUCGCCCACAAACACAGCCUGAAGAUGCACCGAGCGCUGCACGACGUCACCAAGCAGUUCCAGUGUGAAUACUGUAAGAAGUCUUUUGUGAGCAAGCGGAGCAUGGAGGAGCACACCAGCCUGCACACAGGUGAAUCCAAGUACCUGUGCAACACGUGUGGAACAACUUUCCACCGAGCCUCAGCUCUGAGCAAACACCUGAAGAAGCACCAGCCCAAACCUGACGUCCGUCCUUUUGCUUGUGCUCACUGUGAUAAGAGGUUCUAUGUAGCUAAAGAUCUCCAGCAGCACAUGAACAAGCACAUGGGCCUGAAGCCGUUCCAGUGCCAGGUGUGUGGGAAAUGCUACAGCUGGAAGAAGGACUGGUACUCGCACGUCAAGUCCCACAGCGUGGCCGAGCCCUUUAAGUGUAACGUGUGUGGGAAGGAGUUCUUUGAGAAGGCUCUGUUCAGGAGGCACGUGAAGAAAGCCACUCAUGGGAAGAAAGGCCGAGUGAAGCAGAACCUGGAGAGAGAGUGUGAGCAGUGUGGGAGAAAGUUCACGCAGCUCCGAGAGUACAGACGCCACAUCAACAACCACCAGGGCGUAAAGCCAUUUGAGUGCCUGACUUGUGGCGUUGCCUGGGCCGACGCCCGCUCUCUGAAGCGUCACGUCCGCACACACACAGGAGAGCGACCGUACGUGUGCCCCAUGUGCCAGGAGGCCCACAUCGACGCACGCACUCUACGCAAACACAUGGCCAAGUACCACGGGGACAACCUGCCUGGGAAGAUCAUGCUGGAGAAGGACACCCUCCAGUUCCACAACCAGGGCACCCAGGUGGAGCACGCCGUCAGCAUCCUGGCGUCCGAGCUGCCUCCCGAGCUACGACCGGCCCAGCAGCCGCCCGCCGAGGAGAUCGAGACGGUGCUGAUCACAGAGGAGACGGUGGAGGCUGUGGAGGCCGUGCAGGCCGUUCAGGCUGUGAGCGACGGCUCGGUGGCGACGUUGUCUGAUCAGGGCAUCAUGCAGGUGGUGAACUACGUCCUGGCGCAGCAGGCGCUCACAGACACCAAGCUGGAUGAAGCACCAGAAGUGAUUCAGACCAUGGAGGUGGAGGUCGCUCAUGUGGCCGAGGUGGAAUAACCAGGAUUCACACAGACUGACCACAUAGUUUCUCACAGUCGUGUAACAGAAUGUAAAAAGAUGACUAUUUUUAUGUGAAUGUAAAUACCAUAAGUGAACCAUGAGUCAAAACUGUGCACACACAUUCACAUGUAUGUUCUCUGUAAAUAUCUAGAUACACAGUAACAGGAUGAAUUAAUGAGUUACAAAUCUACAUUUGCCACUCAGGAGAAAUAAAGGUAGAAAUGAAGUUGCAA